This is a messenger RNA of Carassius auratus (goldfish), 1571 nucleotides long. Its product is annotated as ubiquitin-conjugating enzyme E2 N. Lineage: Eukaryota; Metazoa; Chordata; Actinopteri; Cypriniformes; Cyprinidae. The record is from RefSeq and is a predicted model, not a curated record. The coding region runs from base 124 to 588 and encodes 154 amino acids. The transcript is spliced from 4 exons.
UUUCCGCGUGCGUUAAGACGCAACGUGCCCGGAAGGCGUGCCGUGUGCACUGCGUCUCCGCCGUCAAUGCAAACGAAGUAAGAGGCACCGAGAGUCAAACCUAAAAUCCGCAUUCAAGACAAGAUGGCAGGGUUGCCCCGCAGGAUCAUUAAGGAAACACAGCGUUUGUUGGCAGAGCCAGUGCCAGGUAUAAAGGCAGAGCCAGAUGAGGGGAACGCUCGCUACUUCCAUGUGGUCAUCGCCGGACCUCAAGACUCCCCAUUUGAGGGAGGAACUUUUAAACUUGAACUCUUUCUUCCUGAAGAAUAUCCCAUGGCAGCUCCGAAAGUACGCUUCAUGACCAAAAUAUAUCAUCCCAAUGUAGACAAGCUGGGAAGAAUAUGUCUAGAUAUUUUGAAAGAUAAGUGGUCUCCAGCCUUGCAGAUCCGCACAGUGCUGCUAUCAAUCCAGGCAUUACUAAGCGCUCCCAACCCUGAUGAUCCUCUAGCAAACGACGUUGCAGAACAGUGGAAGACUAAUGAAGCUCAAGCCAUAGAGACAGCCCGAACAUGGACCAGGCUUUAUGCCGGAAACAAUAUUGAAGUCUAGAAAUGUGUGUGGGGAGACAAAAAGAGAAAAAGGAAGUCAAGAGUGAACACAACUCCAUGUUCUGCCAAGACCUAUUCAUUUUCAUGUAAAGGACACAGUCUUAGGAACAAAAAAUUAUGAUAAACUGUAAAGAAUACAUUAACACAAAAGUAAAAAGAAAACUUCAGACAGUUUGUGAUUUAAAUGCACAUUAGUACAAAAAAAAUGUCUUUGUCCUGAUUCACUGCUGUUGAGAUGCAUGGGCAGAUGAUCUAUUCAUACGGCUUUCUUUAACAGUGGUUGGGGAGGUAGCCGCAGACUUCUGCUAUGAAGCGUGCAUUAAAACUGACUGUCAUUUGUCUGUCCCUUGUUUUCUUAGUUUGUGGGAGGGAGGUAACUUUUUAUAUUUCUUUUAACCUUUUUUUUCUUCUCAUUGCUCUGCGUUAAUGAGGAGCAGAAGACUAGUCCCUGUUUAGAGCACCCGUUCUGGCAAGCUGCAGACUUAGCCUGUUAGGAAACCUAGAAAAAAUGAAUACGUUCACACCAACGGAAAAGAGACGCAAGAUUUAAACCACAUGCAAACAGUAAUUUCACCUGGAAAUGGUUCAACUGGAAAGUCCUUCCACCAUCACAGAAACUGUUAAAGAUGUAAACCCUAAUUUAGACUUGAAUUGUGUUUUGGACUAUAAGCAAGUCAGAGCUAGAGUGAAGGGAGGUUUUGCAUAAUAUUUCUUUUAGUAUAACAGUUCUUGCCAUCACUGUACUAAUAGCACUCUUGAAACUCCAUCAUUGUGUGCUUUUUGUUUUCUUGUGUCCAUCACAGUCCAGUGCAUCGAGAUUCAUUUGUCUAUUUCUUCCCUUAUAAGCAUUUAUUUCGAUAUGCCAUGGCUGCAGGGGAACUGGAGGCGAAUGAUGAAUAGUGGGGUUUUAGCAAAGGGGUGAGGGGUGGGAAUGUUUGCAGAAGCAUUGCAAAAGAUCAAUAAAGGCUUCGUCUCAAUUUCCAA